AUGGAUGCCCCUGUACAGAUUUUCCGUGAGGAGCUGGACUCCACCUGCUUGCCGGGGCCCUGUCACCCCCCCAGCACCAGCAGUAGCUGGCCCCUGGGCUGGGCAGACUACGACAGCAACACCACCGGGGCCUUCGGGGACACUCAUCACAACCACACCAGCAUCUCCCCCGCCAUCCCCAUCAUCAUCACCGCUGUCUACUCAGUGGUCUUUGUGGUCGGCUUGGUGGGAAACUCUCUGGUCAUGUUUGUCAUCAUAAGGUAUACAAAGAUGAAGACAGCAACCAACAUCUACAUUUUCAAUCUGGCUAUGGCAGAUGCCCUAGUUACCACAACCAUGCCUUUCCAAAGCACAGAGUACCUGAUGAACUCUUGGCCAUUUGGGGAUGUGCUGUGUAAAAUAGUUAUUUCGAUCGACUACUAUAACAUGUUUACCAGCAUAUUCACACUGACGAUGAUGAGUGUUGAUCGAUACAUCGCUGUGUGUCACCCUGUGAAGGCUCUGGACUUCCGUACUCCACUCAAGGCAAAGAUAAUCAAUAUCUGUAUCUGGCUGUUGUCCUCAUCUGUUGGUAUAUCUGCAAUAGUUCUUGGAGGUACUAAAGUCAGGGAAGAUACCACGAGCACUGAAUGCUCCUUGCAAUUUCCAGACAGAGAUUACGUGUGGUGGGACAUCUUCAUGAAAAUCUGUGUCUUUGUCUUUGCAUUUGUUAUUCCAGUCCUCAUUAUAAUUGUUUGCUAUACUCUGAUGAUCCUGCGCCUUAAAAGUGUAAGGCUUCUCUCAGGGUCUCGAGAGAAAGAUCGAAACCUGCGCCGCAUCACCAGAUUGGUUCUUGUGGUUGUGGCAGUUUUUAUUAUCUGUUGGACUCCUAUUCACAUUUUUGUGCUGGUCGAAGCAUUAGGGGAUGUGUCCCACAGUACUGCUGCUAUAUCCAGCUAUUAUUUCUGUAUCGCUUUGGGUUACACCAACAGCAGCCUCAAUCCAAUCCUGUAUGCUUUUUUGGAUGAAAACUUCAAGAGAUGUUUCAAGGACUUCUGCUUCCCCCUUAAGAUGAGGAUGGACAGGCAGAGCACGAGCAGAGUCAGAAACACUGUGCAAGACCCAGCUUAUAUGAGGGAAACAGAUGGGACAAACAAACCUGUAUGA
Molecule: messenger RNA, 1146 nt
Organism: Cygnus atratus (black swan)
Lineage: Eukaryota; Metazoa; Chordata; Aves; Anseriformes; Anatidae
Gene: OPRK1
Product: opioid receptor kappa 1
Exons: 3
Coding region: 1-1146 (381 amino acids)
Biological process (GO): sensory perception of pain; neuropeptide signaling pathway; G protein-coupled opioid receptor signaling pathway
Cellular component (GO): membrane; neuron projection
Molecular function (GO): dynorphin receptor activity; neuropeptide binding
Source: RefSeq, a predicted model, not a curated record